UCUAGCAGUACGCAGGUAUCAACAGCACUGCAGCCGCGGCGAGGCAGUCACUUGAGGGGGAAUUGCAGUGCAGCCCCCUUAAGCUGCACACGCGCCGUGCAGCGUAGCUGAUUGAGGACCCCCGGCCGGCUGCAGCACGUGGCGGCGCUCGGAAGAAGCCCCUGCGAAUCUUGUGGUGGAGCCGAGCGGGCAAUGCAGUAAGUGGCGGCUGCAGCGGUGGCGGUGGCUCUGCGAGCUGCGUGAUCCUUCCUGUACAGCUGGACGAAUGUGACGUGGAAAGGUGUAGUUUGGCGUUUAAUCUUCCAUAUGACGGAACGACAGAAUUGCGCUAUGUUGUGAUUUUUCUCUCCCUCGGACUCUGAAAUCUACGAAGUGUGGUGAAAAGAGAACCGAAGUCCAGCUGGAAUGAAGCGGGCGGCUCAUUCGUAUCGUCUCAUGUAGCAGAGCAGGGAUGCCCGCUGGACUGAUUCACAAUUAACACAGCAUAGAUUCAGUCAGGAUGGUAUCAGAGGCAUCCGAUAUCGAUGACAGACCAAAGCGAUGGAAGACUCAACGCCCGAGCCUGCCUAUGUCGACGUGGACAAAGGACUAACUCUAGCAUGCAUUGUCUUCCUCUGCCUCUUCCUGAUUGUUAUGAUAAUCCGCUGUGCCAAAGUCAUUAUGGACCCUUACAGUGCCAUCCCCACCUCGACCUGGGAAGAGCAACAUCUGGAUGACUAAAGACCGGAAAGCAGGAAGGGGGAAUGAGAGGUCCUUUGACUUCUGGUCGCAUCAUCGUGAUGGAGAUCGAGUUCAGUUGGGACUGGGGGAAAGUGGUGAUGUGCAAGAACACAAGGCCAGGGGGAGAAACGAAAUGUCGACAACCUGCGAGGGGGUCACUUUAAUUGUGCUGGGCAAUAAUACAGCUAUUAAUAGUAGUAAUAAUGGUAGUCAGUGGACUGGGUGGGAUGCGUUUUGAAUGAACCGAGUCGCAUACUUUCAGUAGCCAGUGAGUCCUUUCCUUUAUGACGACACUGUCGCCACAGCCUAAUGCCAAAUCACAGCCCAACUCAGAAUUCACAUUGUCAUUGUCACGUCUCAUUACCACUUACAUAAACUGCAUGUGGAGCCUCAUCAGAUAAAUAGAUGGUGUAGUAGGCAAGAU
Molecule: messenger RNA, 1144 nt
Organism: Erpetoichthys calabaricus (reedfish)
Lineage: Eukaryota; Metazoa; Chordata; Cladistia; Polypteriformes; Polypteridae
Product: cortexin domain-containing 1
Exons: 2
Coding region: 541-720 (59 amino acids)
Source: RefSeq, a predicted model, not a curated record